AUGGCUCUGUCCCUGCCCGGCGAGACGUGCCUUGGGGAUGGCGGGGACGUGCCCGGGGUGAGCCCCGCCAACUUCGCUGCCUUCUGCUCUUCCUUCCUGUCUCCCGCUCCGUACUUCGAGGUGUUCCCCGACUUCUUCCAACUCCCGAAGUCCCUGGGAGGGCUGCUCCCCCCUUCUCCACCGCUGACCACCUUCAGCAGGGCUCUUUCUCUCCUGAUGCAGCCGCCCCAUCAGCCCCCAUCUGAGCUCUUCCCCCGCCCCCCCCCGCCCCUCUACGCCAGGCCGUCGAACCACGACCCACCCGCGGAGGACUCGCCCCUCGGUGUGGGGGUCCUGGACUCGGUACCGCUGCUCUGCCCGACCUCCCCGCGCCGGGCUGCCCGCAGCCCGGAAGAGCCCGGCCGGUACCGCUUCAGCGAGGAGCAGCUCCAGGCCGUACUCUACGGGACACUCCGCAGCCAGCCGGCCGGCAGCCUGCACGCCAUCUCGGGGCUCCGCCUGUCCCCCGACAGCCCGGGUGCUGCGGACUCCUCCUGCCCGUUGCUCGACAGGGACGCACUGCAACUGCCCGAAGGGCUCUCGGUGCUGCGGGUGGCCUAUGGGGACGUGUCUCAGCUCGGCGUGUUCUGCACGGACCCCAUCCCCAAAGGAGUCCGCUUCGGCCCUUUCCAGGGCAGGGUGGUGAACACCAGCGAGAUCAAGACUUACGACGAUAACUCGCUGAUGUGGGAGAUCUUUGAAUACGGCCGCCUGAGCCACUUCAUCGACGGGAAAGGCACCUCCGGCAAUUGGAUGUCGCUGGUGAACUGCGCCCGCUUCCCUGAGGAGCAGAACCUGACGGCUAUCCAGUGCCAGGGGCAGAUCUUCUACGAGAGCUGCAAGGACAUCCUGCCCAAGCAGGAGCUGCUCGUGUGGUACGGUGACUGCUACGUGCAGUUCCUGGGCAUCCCGGUCAGCCUGAAGAGCUUGACAGAGGGCAAGAGACCUCCGCAGCACCCCGAAGAGGCCGGGGAGAGCUUCAAGUGCGAGCGCUGCGGGAAGGUCUUUUCUUACAAGUCCUACAGGGAUAAGCAUCUCAAGUACACUCGCUGCGUGGACCAGGGGGACCGCAAAUUCCCUUGUCACCUCUGCAGCCGCUCCUUCGAGAAGAGGAACAGGCUGAGGAUCCACAUUCUCCACGUCCAUGAGAAGCACAGACCUCACAAGUGCUCAGUGUGUGGGAAGAGCUUCUCCCAGUCCUCCAGCCUGAACAAGCACAUGCGGGUCCACUCUGGGGAGCGCCCCUACAAAUGUGUCUACUGCAACAAGGCGUUCACAGCGUCCAGCAUCCUGCGCACACACAUCCGGCAGCACUCCGGGGAGAAGCCCUUCAAGUGCAAGCACUGUGGCAGGGCCUUCGCCUCGCACGCCGCACACCGCAGCCACGAGCGGCGCGUGCACGGCCGGGACCGCGGCCCCAAGGAGCUGCCCUGCCCCGCCACACUGCACAUACUCCUGCUGCUGCCAGCACCCAUGGUGCUGGACUAG
Messenger RNA from Indicator indicator, 1527 nucleotides. It is a transcript of the gene PRDM14, whose product is annotated as PR/SET domain 14. Gene Ontology annotation, biological process: regulation of transcription by RNA polymerase II. The coding region runs from base 1 to 1527 and encodes 508 amino acids. Gene Ontology annotation, molecular function: protein binding; RNA polymerase II transcription regulatory region sequence-specific DNA binding. The record is from RefSeq and is a predicted model, not a curated record. The transcript has 8 exons. NCBI's taxonomy places the organism in Eukaryota, Metazoa, Chordata, Aves, Piciformes, Indicatoridae. Gene Ontology annotation, cellular component: nucleus.